Molecule: messenger RNA, 1077 nt
Organism: Anolis sagrei ordinatus
Lineage: Eukaryota; Metazoa; Chordata; Lepidosauria; Squamata; Anolidae
Gene: CFD
Product: complement factor D
Biological process (GO): proteolysis
Molecular function (GO): serine-type endopeptidase activity
Source: RefSeq, a predicted model, not a curated record
AACUUCCCGAACAUAUAUAAGAAAUAUCUCUGAAUUCGGUGGUAUUCAUCAUGUUGACGUCGGGACCCGCAAGGAUGCUUUCGUCCAUCGGGAUCAUUUUAUUCUGCAGUGCCAUUUGCGCUUAUGGCCGGCCCCGGGGCCGCAUCUUGGGGGGACGGGAUGCCACCCCGCACACCAUGCCCUACAUGGCCUCCUUGCAAGAAGGUGGCAAGCACAUCUGCGGAGGGUUCCUCAUUGCCCAGGAAUGGGUGCUGAGCGCCGCCCACUGCUUGGAAGACACAAACAACGGGACCUUCCAGGUGCUUUUAGGGGCCCAUUCGCUCACAGCCCCCGAACCCAACAAACGGCUGUACAGUGUCCGCCGCCUGGUCGCCCACCCCGGGAGCAGCGUGGAAACCAACGAGGAUGACCUCCUUCUAAUUCAGCUGGCCGAGCCAGCCGUCCUGGGCCCCGAUGUGAAGACCUUGGCGCUCCAAAACGAGGACCAGGAGCUGCCGGCUGGGACCUUUUGCCUAGCGGCUGGAUGGGGCUACACCAAGAACACCCGCCAGCGGCCAGACGUGCUGCAGUCGGCUGAAUUGCCCAUUAUGAGCCGGUCUGAGUGCAACGAGCGGCGCUUCCACGACGGGGAGAUCACCCAGAACAUGAUGUGCACCGAGAUCAAGAGCGUGCGCAGGGAUACCUGCAAGGGCGACUCGGGAGGGCCCCUCGUGUGCCACGGCGUGGCCGAAGGCGUUGUGACAGCCGGAUCCCGCGUUUGCGGCAACUGGAGGAAGCCGGGCAUUUACACGCGCAUCGCCCCGUACUUGCCCUGGAUCAAUAGCACCAUGGCAUCUCCCAACUAAGCCAUCCUUAUUGCAGAGUCUCAUGAGGCAACUUUUUUAUUGCUAUCCAAACACAGCAGACUUCCAGUUCGCCUGCAGCCAUAGCUGAUGCUGCAUCAAUGUCGUUUCUGGUUCCAGUAUUGAAAUAAGCAGGCUUAACUCAUACAUACCAUACCCCAUACUAUACCACACACUUUGUAUUGGCUUGAUAUUCAUAUCAAAAUAGUCAUUAAAAGCAUGAUUCUGCAGUGAA